AUGAAGAAGAAGAAGAUCAAGUCCCUCAAAGAAGAAGAUAGAACAAGGAGGAGGAAAGAGAAAACAAAACAAUGGCUUCUCCAUCACUAACAUCAUCAACAACAACAACAAAACCCUCAUCAUCUUCCCACCACUCUCGUCUCUUCUCCACCUCCCCUGUUUCUCCAUUCCGCCUCUCUUUCUUCCACUCCAAAACCACCUCCCACAACCGCCGACCCCGCAUCCACUGCACUGCUGUCGGUACACCAGCCCAAACAGUCACCAAAAAAACCAGCAAAUUCGACAUCCAAACUCUAACCGGCUGGCUUUUAAAACAGGAACAAGCCGGAGUCAUCGAUACUGAACUCACAAUCGUCCUCUCCAGCAUUUCACUAGCCUGUAAACAAAUCGCAGCUUUAGUCCAAAGAGCCAAUAUCACAAACCUCACUGGAGUUCAGGGCGCCGUCAAUGUCCAAGGAGAAGACCAAAAGAAACUAGAUGUCGUCUCCAACGAGGUGUUCUCUAGUUGUCUAAGGACAAGCGGAAGAACAGGGAUCAUAGCAUCCGAGGAAGAAGAUGUUCCUGUUGCGGUUGAAGAGAGUUACUCAGGGAAUUACAUUGUAGUCUUUGAUCCUCUUGAUGGUUCGUCCAACGUUGAUGCUGCUGUCUCAACAGGAUCAAUCUUCGGAAUCUACAGCCCGAAUGAUGAAUGCCUAGCUGAUAUAGGAGAUGAUGAAGAUGAUUCCACGCUUGACAGUGCAAGAGAGAAGUGUAUAGUAAACGUAUGUCAGCCCGGAACAAACCUUCUUGCAGCUGGCUACUGCAUGUAUUCAAGCUCCGUAAUCUUCGUGUUGUCAGUUGGGAAAGGGGUGUUUGCUUUCACACUGGACCCGAUGUAUGGAGAAUUUGUGUUGACACAAGAGAACAUCCAAAUUCCGAAAUCAGGGAAGAUUUACUCAUUCAACGAAGGAAACUAUCAGAUGUGGGAUGAGAAGUUGCAAAAUUAUAUAAACGAUUUGAAAGAUCCUGGUCCGACUGGAAAACCAUAUUCAGCUAGAUAUAUUGGAAGUUUGGUGGGUGAUUUUCAUAGGACAUUGUUGUAUGGAGGGAUUUAUGGGUAUCCUAGAGACAAGAAAAGUAAGAAUGGUAAGUUAAGGUUGUUGUAUGAAUGUGCUCCUAUGAGUUAUAUUGUUGAACAAGCUGGUGGAAAAGGAUCUGAUGGUCAUUCUAGGGUUCUUGAUAUUCAACCAACUGAGGUUCAUCAAAGAGUACCACUCUAUAUUGGAAGUUCGGAGGAGGUUGAGAAAUUGGAGAAAUAUUUGGCAUAGAAAAAUAAUAUGUAAAGAAAAAGGAAUUAAGUUGAAUUAUUUCCUUUUAAUGUUUAAAUUGUAUUUUUAAUGGAGUUAUAUUGUAAUUUGGAAUGUCAAAAUUGAGUUGGUUUAUUUUUAAUU
Impatiens glandulifera is the source of this 1430-nucleotide messenger RNA. RefSeq names its product fructose-1,6-bisphosphatase, chloroplastic-like. The record is from RefSeq and is a predicted model, not a curated record. Gene Ontology annotation, biological process: gluconeogenesis; fructose metabolic process; fructose 6-phosphate metabolic process. Bases 72 to 1307 code for a protein of 411 amino acids. Gene Ontology annotation, cellular component: cytosol; cytoplasm. The transcript has 4 exons. Lineage: Eukaryota; Viridiplantae; Streptophyta; Magnoliopsida; Ericales; Balsaminaceae. Gene Ontology annotation, molecular function: fructose 1,6-bisphosphate 1-phosphatase activity.